Cylicocyclus nassatus is the source of this 790-nucleotide messenger RNA. The record is from the annotation of a GenBank genome assembly. Lineage: Eukaryota; Metazoa; Nematoda; Chromadorea; Rhabditida; Strongylidae.
GUUUCACUUGCCUUCAACAAAGCCAGCAGCAUAACCUUGCAUAUACGGUUCGACCACCCUGUCUGCAACUUCUACUUCAACGAAUGCCCAUCUGAAAUUUUACAGAGAUUUCAAUUUCCCUUCUCCUUCGCUAAAAACGAUGAUGUGGUAGUAUCAACCAGCACACACACAGCAGCAAAUGCCUAGAAUGCUGGCUAACGCGAGUUCACUCUACCGUUUGGCUUCAGAUCCGAAUUUCGAACGCCGAUUCGCUGCUAACCUACAAUUGCAACAGGAUUUGCGCUGGCGCCAAUGCUACGCAGUACUGAAGGCAAAUCUUCUGUUUGUCUUCGGUAAGCAAGAUGAUCCGGAGCCACCAUUUCUCAUCCUGAUAAUCGAGGACUGCUUUAUAGAGCUUUGCGAUGAGAACAAACUAGGAAAGGAUUUCACCUUUGAAAUCAAGUACAAAACAACGGGGAACAGCUACAUUUUUGCCGCUGAAGACUUCAAAACACUGGAAAGAUGGGUUUCACUGUUGACAAUAACUCCGAUCGAUUACAUGCUGCUUUCGAAACAGUCGUUCGCAGAGCAAAUUGAGCGAGUUCAAAAUGCUGAGUCCGAGUCGUAAAACUGAACCUCCCAGGUGUAUGAAUUUGAAACUUGCCUUUUAAUUCAUGUUGUUCAAAUUUGUAUAUCAGGCUUUUUUCUCAAUCAGAUCUGUAUAUCAUAUCCGCGUAAUCAGUUAUCGGGUAACGUUCUUUCGUGCUUUUUUAUUAUGUUCUAUGUUGAUGGCCAUAAAUAUUAUUCUUUA